This is a messenger RNA of Electrophorus electricus (electric eel), 3303 nucleotides long. RefSeq names its product SKI family transcriptional corepressor 1a (gene skor1a). Gene Ontology annotation, molecular function: SMAD binding; DNA-binding transcription factor activity, RNA polymerase II-specific; RNA polymerase II cis-regulatory region sequence-specific DNA binding. Gene Ontology annotation, cellular component: nucleus; cytoplasm; transcription regulator complex. The record is from RefSeq and is a predicted model, not a curated record. Gene Ontology annotation, biological process: negative regulation of BMP signaling pathway; negative regulation of transcription by RNA polymerase II. Lineage: Eukaryota; Metazoa; Chordata; Actinopteri; Gymnotiformes; Gymnotidae.
CGUUGCUUGCACACCGGACGAGCGCUAAACCGGAUGGAGAUUUCUGCCCUACUCUGAGAUAGAUUAUCGACGGACACGCAAAAGGAGAGAGAACGCAACUCUUCAGCUUCUCGUUGAGCGUUUUUUACAUCUGGGGAACGUUUCGCUGUAUUACCUAUUUGUACAAAUUUGGCGCAACAAAACUUAUUCAAAAUUGCCUUCGUUUCGUAUUGAAAAGACUUCCAGGAAUGGAGUCAAUAACCAGCCAGCAUCCAGCUGGACGAGAUGCCAGCUCUUCUCCUCACUCCAAGCAGGACAUGCAGCCUUUCUCUAGCAACGGCACAAGUUCAUUGAAACCUAAUCAAGUGAGUGAGACUUCGCUGUACGGAGUACCCAUCGUGUCUCUGGUGAUAGAUGGUCAAGAGAGACUGUGCUUAGCGCAGAUUUCCAACACUUUGCUAAAGAACUACAGCUACAACGAAAUUCACAACCGCCGCGUCGCCCUUGGAAUAACCUGUGUUCAGUGCACGCCUGUACAGCUGGAGAUCCUGAGGCGAGCAGGGGCUAUGCCCAUCUCCUCGCGACGCUGUGGCAUGAUCACCAAGCGCGAGGCCGAGAGGCUCUGCAAGUCGUUUAUUGGAGCGCACAGUCCUCCUAAGUUACCUGAGAAUUUCGCAUUUGACGUUUCACACGAAUGCGCGUGGGGAAGCAGAGGAAACUUUAUACCUGCCAGGUACAAUAGCUCCAGGGCCAAGUGCAUCAAGUGCACAUAUUGCAAUAUGUAUUUUUCCCCAAACAAAUUCAUAUUUCAUUCCCAUCGCACUCCUGAGUCAAAGUACACACAGCCGGACGCGGCUAAUUUUAAUUCCUGGAGGCGGCAUCUGAAACUGACUGAUAAAAACUCGUCCGAUGACAUAAAUCAUGCUUGGGAGGAUGUUAAAGCCAUGUUCAACGGGGGUAGCAGGAAACGAACCAUGCCGAUGAGUGGAUCUGAGAUGUCAUCACCUCUGAAACCACAGGGCUCCGGCAACGUUACGCAGACCAGCUCCCCAGAGGUUCCGCACAAAACCCUACGCUGCGAUGAUGACCGCGGAAAUCUCAGUUUAGCCAACAGUGUGCGCAGCUACCCGGUUAUUCCAGUGCCCAGCAAAAGCUUUGGGGUGCUGCAAAAGAUCCCGCCGCCCAUCUUCCCACACCCGUAUGGCUUCUCGGCCUUUGGGUUGUGUCAAAAGAAGGACGACGGCGCGAAUGAGCCAAACAAGACCGGCGUGUCAGGCGUGCUUUGGCCCGGGGCAAAAGACAGCCUCUAUCCGUCUUUCCCUAUGUUCUGGCCCGCCGCGGGCAGUCUGCCUUUGCCAUCCUAUCAGCAAACACAACCAAAACCGCACGUGGAACACAUGGGGGGCCGGCAAAGUGAGACAGAGGGAUCCGAGAACGAGCGAGGAGGGAACACCGCUAGAGACGGCCUGUUUGACAGCGAGCGCUGCUCCAGCUCGCACUCACUCAGGAACGAUGAGGACAAAUCCGGGGAUGAGGUGAGGUCAACCGAAGGUCAUGCCACUACUCCGCGCAGGAUCAGCUACAUCUCUGCGUUCAGGCCGGUCAUUAAAGACGCAGAGAGCAUAGCCAAGCUUUACGGUAACAGAGAUGCAUAUGCCGGGGUACGCUCUGGCUAUUUGUCGCCAGACUUUGCGAGCGAGAGUUCCAGCUAUAGGUCUAUAUCACCAGAUGCGGACAGUGGAGAAGAACCGGAAGUGGACGUGGAGUCCAAUAGAGUGGCAGACGAUGACGAGUCUGUUCAGCUCUCCGUGGAGGAUCGGGAGAGUCCCGUAAGGGAUAUCUCGUCUCGGGCUAAUUACGAAGACUAUCCAGAACCGGAGAGCAGACCCACCCCGCAGGCAGAAGAUAGGCAGUUCAGUGAGACGGGAUCUUCUGAUGAAGACAAACUGAGCAGGCACACACCCAAAAGCAAUACAACCCCGAUUUAUGAUGUGUACACGCAUGAAAGGGACACGGCGGGUUCAAUGAACACAGCGCUUGUUCCCGCGUCCAAAUAUCCUCGUAAUCGUGAACCAAAUGAUUCACACAAAUUAAAUACUGCCUUGGUAGAAGACGAAUGUGAAUCACAGAAAUCUUACCAAGACCAAAUUAACGUUUGCAAAGAAUCUGCAAUCGACGGUGCACUGCGGACUGAUAACAAAUUUAAGUUAAUCGAAAAAGACAUAGAGAACAUGGCAAAAGACGAGCUCCAGAAACAGCUGGUGGAGCAGGUGGAGCUCAGAAAGAAAAUGGAACGCGAAUUUCAAAGUCUGAAAGAUAAUUUUCAGGACCAGAUGAAGAGGGAACUGUCGUACCGGGAGGAAAUGGUACAGCAGCUGCAGAUAGUGAGAGACACCUUGUGCAACGAGUUGGAUCAAGAAAGAAAAGCUCGUUAUGCAAUUCAGCAGAAGCUAAAAGAAGCUCACGACGCUCUACACCACUUCUCCUGCAAGAUGCUCACUCCUCGCCACUGCACGGGCACGUGCACGUUUAAGCCGCCUCUCCUGCCGCCGUAAUCUGAAGCGUCGCGCCGGAGGGACCACGGCUAUGUUCUUACACGCACAGGAAAAAAACAAAAGACCUCUCGGAGGAAUGCUCUGGGCCCACUUUUCUUUGAGAGAGACCUUUCCGAUCGGAUGUCGGGAAGUUCCACGGACUGUAAACAUGCAAGCCUCGCAGACUAUCUAUUGUCACUGUAAAUUCUGCUUAACUGGACAUGUUUUCUGUAAAUUGGACAUGGAAGAAGCCUGUAAAGAUGACAUAGGACUUCUUUGUACAGACGCCAGUGGUGCAGAUGACAUUUAUUAAGAGUCAAAUUGUUAAACUGUUAUAAAUAUAUGUAUGAUAGAAUGCUAAUAUGAACAUGUUCAGAUUUUUUUUCUUCUAAGAUGCCACCAAUACAUGAAGUGGCAAUGUGCAAUGAAUUAUAGAAUGUGGAACUUCACAACUAUAAUUCUUAAAUGGUCAUUAUUUGUGUUUUACAUUAUUUUUGCUCCAAAUUGAUUCAUUGAUGUGCUUUUCCAUAUUUAUUGUCUAUGUAUAAGCACUUUAAAUGAGAAAUGAAACAGACCUACCUAAACAAAUUCAAUCUACCUUUAAGUUAAAAAUAUUCAAAUGACUUAUGUUUACCAUGUUGGUGUGUACAGAAUAAGAAUUUGACCAAGCACUUAAUCCACCAUUUCCAAAUUUAUCGUUCAGACUUUGGGAAAUGGUGUUACUCUACAUAUAUGUGAUUACUCUUAUGUGUACUAUGACUUUUGAAGUGUAUUUUCAAGAAAGGAAUUA